Messenger RNA from Tripterygium wilfordii, 678 nucleotides. RefSeq lists its product as uncharacterized. The record is from RefSeq and is a predicted model, not a curated record. Bases 118 to 444 code for a protein of 108 amino acids. The transcript has a single exon. Lineage: Eukaryota; Viridiplantae; Streptophyta; Magnoliopsida; Celastrales; Celastraceae.
GAUCAAUAUGUGUAACCCACCAUCAAAGUACAGGUCCUCUCUUUCUCCCUCUCCCCCUCUCUUUUAUAUAAACAUCAAGGUCAUUUCUUCUGUUUCAUCAAAACCCACCUCUCAAACAUGGCUUCCUCUCCCAAGACCAUGAAACUAGCAGUUGUGGCAGCUGAUAUGGCAUCUUGGUACUGUGCAAUAGUGCUUUUAGGCUUGAUAUUGUUUGCAUCAAUCAGAGAGAAUUCACUUGCGGAUCAUGGUCAUUUCAGAGGGAACCGUCUUUUUGACAGACCGUGCGACGAAAUCUAUGUGGUCGGAGAAGGAGAGACUUUGCAUAGCAUCAGCAACAAGUGCGGCGACCCGUUUAUCGUGGAGCGGAACCCACAUAUCCAUGACCCGGAUGAUGUCUUCCCUGGGCUUGUCAUCAAGAUCACUCCAAUUCAAAACCGUAAUUAGGAAGUUUUUGAGGUAGUUUUGAGCUUUUGUUGUAUAUAUAUGCAACCAAUUCUCACCUACAGGAGCUCGGUGUUCUUUUUUGGCCUCUUUAUGCCUUUAUCUUUCUCUUUUCGAUCUUACAAAAAACGAUCAAUACUUGUUUUUUGUUGUUUAAUAUAUAAGGUGAAACUUCUUCACCAAUAACAGCUUUUCUUGUACCCUCACUAAAAAGAACAACUUUUUUAAUUUGUAUCA